Pristis pectinata (smalltooth sawfish) is the source of this 6853-nucleotide messenger RNA. Its product is annotated as semaphorin-4G-like. The transcript has 15 exons. Bases 387 to 2975 code for a protein of 862 amino acids. The record is from RefSeq and is a predicted model, not a curated record. Gene Ontology annotation, molecular function: semaphorin receptor binding; chemorepellent activity. NCBI's taxonomy places the organism in Eukaryota, Metazoa, Chordata, Chondrichthyes, Rhinopristiformes, Pristidae. Gene Ontology annotation, biological process: semaphorin-plexin signaling pathway; neural crest cell migration; axon guidance.
CAGGCACGAUGAGCUGAACAGCCUCAGGCAGUCUGGGUUGUGUGUUUCAACAGCUAAUGAACCGAAUGUUCUACCCAGUGUAUGCGCUGUGACCCUUCAAUGUAAGCACCGCCUUGUUGAUGUCACCUAUAACGUGGAGAGGUGUAGUAAACGCCUCCUUUCGCGUCUCUGCUGUAUCGAUCACCAACCGGAAUCGGGCACCAAUCUUCGCUCUGUCCCCUGCUUUUAUUAUCUCUCAGCUGUGAAGCAAUUCACUGAGGUCGUAGUAACAAGAGUCCAGCAACUCCAGCAUUUAAAACAGGCUUAAAGCUUCCGGCAACGAGGAGAGCUAAAAACGAGAAAUUAUGCACCUAUGACUGAGCAUUGUGGAAAAUUAUUCUGGAAGCAUGACUGUUUGGUGCGUGAGGAAGAGUAGACGGCUUGUCUCUUCGCCUUGUCUCACGGUACCCGACUUCAACAGUAUUACACAGGUCACAAUGCUCAAAGUGAGUGAGAGUGGAGCGCAUCUCUUCAUGGCUUUGAUACUUGGAGUUUCCUUGUGCCCGGCGACGCACAUCAUGGGUUUUGACAAUAUUCCCAGACGGACAACACGGAUACAAGAUUUACUUGAUUACAAACAGUUCAGUCACAAUGUGUACAACUACUCCACGUUUUGGCUUGAAGAGGAACAGGGGAUCCUUUAUGUCGGAGCAAGAGAGGCCAUUUUUGCUCUAAAUACGAGUGACAUCAGUAACAGCUCCAUGAAAAUGUUGCAGUGGGAAACAAAACCCGGAAAACGAUCAGAUUGUCUAAAUAAGCGGGGAAACAAUGAGAUGGACUGUUAUAACUAUAUCCGUUUUCUGCAAAGAUUCAAUGGAACCCAUUUAUUCACCUGUGGCACAUAUGCAUUUCAUCCUCAAUGCGCCUACAUUGAGAUUAGAAACUUCAUUCGAUCAGCUAUCUUUGAGGGAAAAGAGAGGUGCCCUUAUGACCCCACAGUUGGAUACACAGGCCUCAUCGUUGACAAUAAAAUCUACACUGCCACACUCUACGGGUUCCAUGGUGGACAGGCAGAUAUAAAAAGGAACUUUCAAGAGCGCUCGUUCAGGAUGGAUGAUUCUGUUCCCUACUCCUUGAAUGAGCCAAACUUUGUCGACUCAGUGCUAUUGACAGAGAGUGUCAACAGCUCUGUGGGUGAUGACGACAAGAUUUACCUAUUCUUCACGGAGAAGCUGGGGGAAGAGAAUGCGUUUAAUGGAAAGCCCCUGGUCAGCAGAGUGGCCCGGAUCUGCAAGAGUGACGAAGGAGGAAUGAGAACUCUACAGAGGAAGUGGACAUCUUUUUUAAAGACCCGACUUGUGUGUUCCAUCCCAGAGUACGACUUCCAUUUUAAUAUCUUGAAGAGCAUCUAUGUAUUGAACCAAGAGCACUGGCAGGACACCAUAUUUUACGGAGUGUUUGUAUCCCAGUGGCAAAAUGUACGAACAUCCGCUGUCUGUCAGUACACCAUCACCGACAUCCGAAAGGCGUUUGAUGGGCCAUACAAGGAAGAUCAGGAAUCUCCGCGACGAUGGUCAAGAUACACGGACCCGGUUCCAGAGCCACGCCCCGGAUCGUGCAUUACAGAUGAAUUCAGGAGAGCAGGCUUCAUGACAUCACGUGAUCUGCCGGACAGUGUCCUGGACUUUGUGAAGAAGCAUCCACUGAUGGAUGAAGACGUCAGACCUGUGGGAGGCCGCCCACUUUUUACAAAGAAGCACGUGAACUACACAAAGAUUGUAGUGGACACAGUCACAGCACUGGAUGAUAAACAAUACAAUGUGAUGUUCAUUGGAACAGAUGAUGGUUGGAUACACAAAGUAGUGAGCUCGGAAGGCAGCACGCACAUCAUUGAGGAGAUCCAGCUCUACGAGGAGCCACAGCCUGUGGAAAGUCUGGUAUUAGCCAGAGCCCAGGGGACUCUGUUCAUUGGAUCGCAGAGUGGGGUGAUUCAGCUCCCCGUGUCGAGUUGUCGCAGUUACCCCAGCUGUUGGGAUUGCGUUCUGGCUCGAGAUCCUUACUGCGGUUGGGAUGGCUGGGUUUGCCGGGAUGUUCGGAUGGAAAAUGACAGAGCUGGGCUGAUUCAAGACAUUACGAACGGGAACAAAGGGUGUUUGGACAGCAACACACGUAUUACGAGCAGAAGAGUCCAGAAGGGAUCGGACGUUUUUUUGCAGUGCCAGCUUGGUUCGAACACAGCCAUCGUGCGGUGGGAGUUCAGUGGGAGAGAAGUCGCCAGCAGUGGUGGGACACACUACUGGCGAGAAGGCAGUUUGUUGGUGGUGAAGGAUGCACAGGUAGUUCACAGUGGAAUAUACAGCUGUCGUGCCCAGGAGAAUGGAAUGAGUUACGCGGUGGCCUCUUACAACGUCAGUGUGACGGACAGUUCAACGGCCUCACCGCCUUCCGUACCUGAGCGCCUGAUGUCCAAGGGCCAGGAGUUCAUCUACCUGAUACUGAUCGCCGUGCUGGGCGCCUUUACCUUCGUCCUGUCCACUCUGUCCAUCUACCUCUGCUGCUCGCCCACCAAGCGGGGCAACUACAACGUGCGGCUUCCCCGAGCAUCGCUGGUGGAGCUGCAGAACGUAUCCGGCACCUGCGCGGGCAGGGUCGAAGAGGGAGAGGCAGGGCGCUACGCCAGCGAGCGCUUCCUGAAGAUAAUCCCUGGGGAGGGAGCGACGGGUGGCAACCAGGCCGCCGAGCUGCUGCCCCCUCCCCCGCCCCCGCCGCCCCUCCCGCUGGCCCCCGACCCCGCCGGCGCCACCCCCAACGGCCUGCCCGGUCUCCCCCACGUCCUGCGGAAGAUGAACGGGAACAGCUAUGUGCUGCUGCGGCAGGCCAGUGAGAUGGAGUCCACCUCGCCACACUACCACUCCUUCACGGAGGAGCUGAGCAAGAUGCUGGAGAAGAGGAAGCAUGCCCAGCUGGUGGAGAAGCUCGAUGAGAGCUCAGUGUGAGAGGCGAGGCUGGAGGUGUUUCGCCAACCUCCUGAUAAGAACCCUGAAUUAUCUACCUCAUUCAGUAUUCAAGGAAGGCCCCAUUCGUGUUUCACCCCAACCUUCUGCCUCCAAGCCCCAAACCCUUCCAGACUUGUAUAGUUCACAAAAGCUGUAAAUAUGACUUUGUUUAGAUAAAGAGAUUUUAUAUGGAACCUUUAUAAUGGUGAAGGACAGAAGGAGACUAAAGUGAGACUUUGCUUGUGGCCCAAACUCUCUGCCCCAAGCAGGGAGGUUGAAUGGCUUUCUCCCAUUACUAUGUAACCCAGGGGAGAAAAUUCUCUUAAAAGGCAGUUUCCUACAAGCCAGCAGGACCAGCAUGAAGGUGAGUCUGAUGUUAAGUUUGUUUGUUACUUUUGUCUGGAGUCAUAUUUCUAGAGUGGUGAAAAUUGCAAAAAACUGAUUGUCGAUUGUGCACAUACUGUAUAUAUGUGCAAAUCUGUGUGUAAAACAGGAGAUGGUUAUUUUUUUCACUGGCACUGAAUGAGUGAGUGUUUUGGUCACCAGAUAUGGUCACUGUAGCCAGCAAAAGUGAGUGUGAGGAGCCGAGAACAGCCGAUACCCUCGCCCUUGUGGAGUGCUGGUGAUUGGGAAUGAUUUUCUUUCCUCUAGUGUUACCCUGUAUUGCAACCACUCCGUCUCCUAGACCUCACUGGUGUUGUGAGAAAAGGUUCUUUGGGCUCUCAAAGGUAGAGGACUCUGGAUACAGUCUGGCUUUCUGAGAGUCUUAGAAAUGUUCCAACCAGAUGUGUAGAAGUUGCCUUCAGUCCACACCUGGGGUUAAUUCUUAGCUGUGCUGCACUGGAACCAGGACUUGGUGUGGGACAACUUCAGGACCUUAAGGGCAUGACCUGAGGUGCAUUGCCCAUUGCAGAUGUGUGCUGGUUUAAUGUUUGUAUCAAGUGAUGCACCUUCCUGGAAGCCUUUUAGAAAGAAGAAGUAUGCAUAGUGGCCAAAAAUUCUCCAAAAAAACAUUGUCCACUCUCUGCUAAAAGGGAGCUUCAAUACCGACCCUUGCAAAUACAUAGGUUUGAAUCAAUCACUUAACAUCCUAUGUUUAUAGUCUAUAAGAACUUUUUAUAUCAACAAUACUUUGCAGUAGGUGAGAUGUCUUGGUGGGCCAAGACACGCGGGGGUGGGGAAGUACUGAUAGAUGCUGAGGUUUAAGUUGAGGUGAGAUAGGGGGACGAGGUUACUGUGCAGGAAAAUAGUGGGUGUGGUUGUGGGCUGGAUGACUGGGAGCAUGAUGUAGGAUUUAUUCUUGCGAUAGGGUUUACUCUGGCUGGGGGUAUUUAUCGCUCAUCUUAUGGUGGGUGAACAUUAAUGUGAGGUCUGGGUCACAUUAGCUUACAGCAGGUGGGGGAGGCAAGAGUGCAGGGCUCCCUUCCCUCAAGGCCAACAGUCAACCAACUGGGUUUAAGAACAGCUCAACACGAACUGUAUUGAAUCAACUCUUUGCCUCGAUGGCCGUUUCUGACUCCAGUGCAGAGACAGAGGGAACCGCAGAGAAAAGGUAAGUCAAGCAAGAUGAUCGGUUCACCUGGGGAGAGAAGGGCGGGGUAGGGAAGAAUAGGUGAAGGUGUUAUGAGAGCUGGGGAGGCCAUCACAUGUCUCGCCGUUACCUGCAGCGCCAGGUUAGUACGGGCAACGUCUCCACCAUGAGAAGUGCAGUAAGUACUCAGCAGAUCCAUGCAGUCAUUUCAAAAUGUUGGUGACUCCAGUGGUUUAAAGUGAGGACAGGAAGGGAGAGGAGGGGAAAGGACAGAGGGGAAAGUGUGAGAGGGUAAUAGAGCAAUGGGAAUACAGCGUGGGUAUCGGAGAUGGUAAUGGGACAAAUAAAGAAACACGAUAGGUCUGAGGGAGGUGUUAAUGACAACAGCAGAACCAUCACCAACAGCGUCUGUCUGAAACGGUGAACACAGUGAUUAUGAUCUGAAACACAAAAUCCUGAAAUGUGGCAGUGUCGUUCUGGGAAUGUAGCAUGUAUGGGACAGAAACAGGCCAUUCAGCCCAACAUGUUUGUUCUGGUUUGUAUUCCACCCAGUGCCCCCUUGUUCUAUCAACCCACACAGCAGAAAAGCUCCUCAAACAUUUAAAGCUUUAUUUCCCUCAGGUGAAUCUCCGAAGUCUAAGUUAUCUUGAAGGUUGCCAUAGCAUUUAUUUUGUGCUGUGAUGUGAUUGGUUCAAACUAUUUCUUGCUCAUAAGAACAAAUUUAGACUGGAGCUUUCAACAGAGGAUGGGGAGAAGGCAAGAAAGGGGUAAUAUUGGGGCUGGCGUUUUGGAUGUUGAGGUCAGUGGGGUUGGUGCAGGGAAGUGUGGGAAUGUGUCACCAGGAGAUCAGUCAUGAUCUCGUCGAAGGCCUGUUCCUGCUUCUAUUUCUCAUGCCUGCUAUCCACCCAAGUGCAUUCCAACAACAUAAAGGCCAAAAAUAAAAUCAGGAAGCAAAUCCAACUUCGAAUGAUUCCGCUGAAAAUUCCACCCAAUGAUGUGCUGUUAACAACAAAUAAAAACAGAAAAUGCUGGAAACAUUCCGCAGGUCGGGCACCAUUUUCUGUUUUUGUUUUGGAUUUCCAGCGUCUGCAGUAUUUUUUUGAUGAUCAUUUACUGUUACCCCUGGUCCCCUUCACUGUGCAGUCGUGGCUUCCGUCGAUCCGCUUGGCAGCCGACUAAACAACACAGCUGUGUCACGAAACAUGGUCGGAGUGCUUGAGUACAUCUCAGAGGUGGCCGGUAGCAAUCACAGUCAUUACUCGAUGUUGCUUUCAAGUCCCUUUGGUUUGUGAGUAAUUUAAGGUCAUUAUGUGAGCUAAAUGGAGCUCUGUUGCCCUGGAUUAAUGAGCAAUUGCAAGUAAGUCUCAUUUGUAUGCACUCUGCUUGGUGUUAACCCAUACAUUCCAGCUUGGGUAGAUGGCAUCCCUUGUCUGGGAUUGCUGCUUGGAUCCUUUAGUUAUUGCUCUUGGGCACAUCAAGUCAAAGAACAGUAUUGUUAGACACAGACAGACAAUGCCCUGUUACACGCCCAGCUGAAUACAGCACAGUGUAACGGUCCCUCUAUAUCACCCCUACAUCAACCUUCAGUAUAGCAGCACCUGACAUAUCUCCAGACAAACCGUCAAUAUUAUAACAUAGAGGUGGAAUUCAAUUAACCAAACACAUUUUGCUUAACUCUUCACAAGAGGAGACUUGCAUUCCAGCUGGAUUUGAACCCAAGUGUCCAAGGUGAAAGAUCUGUCUAUGCCCCACCAGGCCACCCAUACCUUUUGCUGUGAAACAGGCCAUUUCAACUGCAGUGAACCGGUUUGUUAGACAGUCGUCAGUGAGCCAGCCAAUGGGGUCUAAUGGGAGCCUGAUGGCAUAUGGGGUGAGAUCCUGAUCUCAAAUGGGAGGGCAGUUCGAUGGUGUACCAACACGUCAUGAUGGGGAUAUGGAACGGGUUACUGUGGCAACCCCACACAAGGCAAAGCACCAAUCAGGAAUUGAGACUAAAAGAGAGACCAGAGUCAUUGGAACCAGAAGACUUUAAACUAAUAAUCUGGCUAAAACAAAAUGUCAAAUAUUAACAAAGACCCAAAGAUACGAGCUGUACCUCUUACAACUGAGAGAAUAUUUUCAGAAUGACUUGUGAGAGUAGGGGGUAAUUGUUCCUAAUCCAUAUUGGAGUUUGUAUGAACAUAUGUUUCAUGAUCACAUUCUGUAAUGUCACCUGCUUAAUUUAUUAGUGGAUCAUUUUGUUGCUUAAUUACAUCUAAACAUUAAAUUAAUUUUUCUCUCCAUUCUUCAUUGUGCUUGUUACUUCAUUUCCUCUAACAAAAUAUUGGCAUUGUGCAUUUCCCAAUUA